This is a messenger RNA of Plasmodium adleri (nom. inval.), 2112 nucleotides long. RefSeq names its product conserved Plasmodium protein, unknown function. Lineage: Eukaryota; Apicomplexa; Aconoidasida; Haemosporida; Plasmodiidae. Gene Ontology annotation, biological process: protein monoubiquitination; DNA damage tolerance. The transcript has a single exon. Bases 1 to 2112 code for a protein of 703 amino acids. Gene Ontology annotation, molecular function: zinc ion binding; ubiquitin protein ligase activity; single-stranded DNA binding. The record is from RefSeq and is a predicted model, not a curated record.
AUGAUUGAGACAUUUAUUUAUUGGAAUUUUCGAGGGAGCCGGGGGAACGGCAACAUUUUAAGGAUAUCACUUCCUUGUAGUUAUAAUACAAUAAAAAAGAAAAUACUUGAAUUGACAAAUAUACAUAUUGAAAAUAAUUUGGAUAUCCUAUUAUAUCACAAUAAUAAAAUAUUAAGUGAAUAUGAAAGUAUACAUCAUGAGAUGUUAAUAGAAAUUCAAAGAAGUAGUAUAGAUAUGGUAAGAGAAAUGUUACAAAAGAGCAAUGAAAUAUAUUUAGAAAAAAAUAAAAGUAAAAUUGAUUUAAAUAAGAAUAAUGUUAUAAUAUCAAGAACAAAUGAACAGAAAAUAAAUAAUCGUAUGAAUGAUCAUAAAUAUAAUGAUUAUAAUAAUAAAAUAUCUAAACAUAAUCAUAAUAAUAAUAGAACAACAGGUUAUUUACAUAACAAUAAUAAUAAGCCUUGGAAUGUAUAUAAUAGAAAUAAUAUUAUAAAAGAUGAAGAAAAAAAUAAAAUCAAUAAUAUUAAUAGUAAUAAUAUUAAUCAUAAUGAAAAAAAUAUCAUGAUAAAUGAAGAAGAAGAUGAAGAAAUGAAAAUACAAUUAGCAAUGGAGAAAAAUAAUGUAUAUAAAUCAAAUUAUAAUCAUAACAAAAUAAGAUUGAAUUAUUAUAAAAGAGAUAGAAAUAAUGCAUCACCUUAUUAUAUGCAAAAUAAAUUAAAAAAUAUAUCUCCUAAUAAUAUAACAAAAAAUAAUAAAAAUGUAAUACAUAAUAAUAAUAAUAAUAUGACUGGCAAUAAAAUAGAUGGAGAGUAUUCAACAACAUAUCAACAAAAAAAUAAUUAUUUAUCAAAUAUGCAUACACAAGGUACAUAUAAUAAAUUUAAAAAUAAUAUGUCCAAUAAUAAUAAUAAUAUUCAUACAAAUAAUAUUGAUGAAGAAACUAUAAAUAAAAAAGUAUCUCCAGAUUAUAUAUGUCAUAUGUGUGGAAACAAAGGACAUAGUAUAAAAAACUGUACUAUGAGUGCAUUUAAUAAUAAUAAAAAAAUAAAGGUGCCUACUGGUAUACCUACAAAUUUUCUGACAAAAAUAAAAACGGAAGAUAUAUAUAAAUAUGAUCAAAUAUAUAUAUUAAAAGAUGGAAGCUAUGCAAUAUUAAAAGAUGUAGAAGAUGUAAGUGGAAGUGCUUAUUUGUAUAGAAGUGUCGAUGAUAAAAUAAAUAUAUAUUUAGGUGUUAACAAUAAUAAUAGUAAUAGUAAUAGUAAUAAUAAUAAUAAUAUCAAUAGUAACAACAACAAUAAUAAUAAUAAUAAUAAUAACAGUAGUUAUUAUAAUAGUAAUGAUAUACAUAAUGAACCUAAUAAUAAUGAUAAAAUUUCAAAUAUUUAUAAAUGCUUAUUAUGUAGAAGAUUAUACACUGAACCUGUAACCCUACAUUGUUGUGGGGAAACCUAUUGUAAAGCAUGUUUAUAUAAAUAUAAUAAAAAAAAAAUAAAAGAUCAUUCAAACAUAUCUUCAUCUUAUCAUAUCAAUAAUAAUCAUACAAAUUCAGAAUAUAAUAAAGCUACAGCAGGAGGACAAGUUAUUAAAUGCCCUAAUUGUUCAACAUAUAUUAACACAGAUGAAUUAAUUAUUAAUACAAAUAUUAAGAAUGUUAUAGAUACGAUUAUUAAAAAUCAAAAAAUUGAUCAGGUGAAUGAUGAAAAUAUAAAUAAAGCAUCUGCAAAUAAUUCUAUAGAAGUAAAUAAUAAUAUUAAUAUAACAGAUAUCCACAACAAUAAUAAUAAUAAUAUUAUAUCUGUUGUAGAUGAACAUAAUAAUAAUAAUAUUACAGAUAAUUCUACAAAUUACAGUAAUAAACAUUUUGCAUAUAAUAAUAUUCAAAAUAAUGAUAAUAAAAAUAUAUUUAAUUUAAAUAAUAAGGAUAAUAUAAAACAUAACGAAUUCUAUCAUGUAGAUUUUAAUCCUUUAAUUACUUUUUCUUUUAAUUUGUAUGAAUUAAAGAAAGAACACGAUUUUGCAGCAGCAUAUAUAGCUCAAUAUAAGAAAAAAAAAAAUAAAAAAAAAAAAAGACACCUCAACAUAAACUUUUCCGUAUUAAACAAAAAAAUAUGCUAA